Molecule: messenger RNA, 1410 nt
Organism: Benincasa hispida (wax gourd)
Lineage: Eukaryota; Viridiplantae; Streptophyta; Magnoliopsida; Cucurbitales; Cucurbitaceae
Product: zein-binding protein (Protein of unknown function, DUF593)
Source: RefSeq, a predicted model, not a curated record
CAUGCGACUCCGAUCGUCUUCAAUCUUCAUUAUUAUUUCUGUUUCACUCAAUAUGAUUCUCACUUUUUCUUCUGCGUUAUCCAAUCUUCGCCUUCUUCUUCUUCUUCUUCUUCCUUAAUCCUUCCGCCGGAACUAAUCCCCCAACUGAACCGAACUCUUCCACUCAUUCACUCCUCCUUUCCUUUGCUUUCAAUUACCCAUUUGAGGGGGGUGCAAAUGGGCAUUUCUUCGCGUUUGAACAAGCUUUUGGAACAGAGCAGUGAGUUUAAAAGCUUGUUUUUGGUGUUCGGGUGUUUCCCUCGGGUUUUUAUCAUUUUGGGGCUUUUUCUUCUGUUGUUUUGGGUCAGUUUGAAGGUUGUGCAAUUUAGUUGGCAUGGUAGGGAUUUUAUGCAAUUGCUAUGUGAUUUUAAAGAGAAAUCUGAUAAUAGAAGAGCCGGAAUUUGGUUGAAAACCAGUGUUGUUGAGGUGUGCAAUUCGUGUCGAAGUAGACGAUUGGAUUUGAUGAAGAAGAAUGGAUUCCUUUUCAGUAUGUUCAAUUUAGUUGGAAACUCCAAAUGGGCUGUGGAUUUGGAUGGUGACGUUAGAAGUGAGGAUAAGGGUGAAGUUUUUGAAGAAGAUGUUCAGAAUGAAGAGAAAGAGAAUGAUUCUGAAGAUGACGAAUUCGAUGUUAUCAAACUGAGAGAAUUGGUGAAGAUUGAAAGGAAGCAGAAGAAGGAGGCUCUUGAAGAGCUUGAGAAGGAGAGAAUGGCAGCUGCAACAGCAGCUGAAGAGGCAAUGGCUAUGAUAUUUCGUCUUCAACAUGAGAAGAGUGCGAUCGAAAUUCGAGCCAAUCAGUUUCAUCGAAUGAUGGAGCAAAAGCAACAAUACUGUCAAGAAGUUAUUGAAUGUUUGGAAAGGAUUAUCAUGGAAUAUGAGUCAGAGGGAAGCUUAAGCAAGCAACCGUGCUUCUGCAGGCCGAGACCAAAGCUACAACCGACAGGAGUCGGCGAUGGUACAAGCCUCUUCCAAUGUGACAUGGAAUUCAUUCUGGAAGAUGAUGAUGCACUGAUGAACAACAUUGGCAUGGACCUCAAGGAAAUGUAAGUCCAUGAACACAACUUUUGUUUGAUACUAACAUAGAUUUCUAUACUUUUAUGCUAUCUAGUUGCAGAACUUGGCUUCAAAUUUGUAUUGGAGAUGAGAAGCGAUGACUUGUCUCCAUCUUUCUUGAGCUUCCUUUCCUACUCUGUAAAUGGCAUUUUGUAAAUAGGUUUGGUCAGAUGGGAGAUCGAGAAUUCAAUUUCUUCGAUCGAUUACAUUAGUGGAAUAAGAAAUAAGGUAAAUGUAUAUCCAUUCAAUUCGAAAUGCAUUUGUCUUGAAUGUAGGACUUUGCAUCUUAGCAAAAGUGAUAUAUAGUAUACUCAUUCCCAA